GGGGGGAGGACAGGAGGGGAGGAGGAGGGAGGGGGACCCCCGAGUCGCCCCCUCUCCUCCCCCCGCCCCCCCGCUCCAUCCUCCGCCACCGCCCGAGCAGCUGCGGGGCCGCCGCCACCGCCUUUGCAGGCUGAGUCAUCACUAGAGAGUGGGAAGGGCAGCCGCAGCAACAACAAAGAACCCAGCUCCUAAAGCUGACCCUGCAGAGCACCAUUUCUCCAAGUUGGGGGCUCAGAGGGAGCCAUCAUGAGCGAUGUUACCAUCGUUAAAGAAGGCUGGGUUCAGAAGAGGGGAGAAUAUAUAAAAAAUUGGAGGCCAAGAUACUUCCUUUUGAAGACAGACGGCUCAUUCAUAGGCUAUAAGGAGAAACCUCAAGAUGUGGACUUACCUUAUCCCCUCAACAACUUCUCAGUGGCAAAAUGUCAAUUAAUGAAAACAGAACGACCAAAGCCAAAUACAUUUAUUAUCAGAUGUCUUCAGUGGACCACUGUUAUAGAGAGAACAUUUCAUGUAGAUACUCCAGAGGAAAGAGAAGAAUGGACAGAAGCUAUCCAAGCUGUAGCCGAUCGACUGCAGAGGCAAGAAGAGGAGAGGAUGAAUUGUAGUCCAACGUCACAGAUUGAUAAUAUUGGAGAGGAAGAGAUGGACGCAUCUACAACCCAUCAUAAAAGAAAGACAAUGAAUGAUUUUGACUAUUUGAAACUGCUAGGUAAAGGCACUUUUGGGAAGGUUAUUUUGGUUCGAGAGAAGGCAAGUGGAAAAUACUACGCUAUGAAGAUUCUGAAGAAAGAAGUCAUUAUCGCAAAGGAUGAAGUGGCACAUACUCUGACUGAGAGCAGAGUUCUAAAGAACACCAGACAUCCAUUUCUAACAUCCUUGAAAUAUUCCUUCCAGACAAAAGACCGUUUGUGUUUUGUGAUGGAAUAUGUUAAUGGGGGAGAGCUGUUUUUCCAUUUGUCGAGAGAGCGGGUGUUCUCUGAGGACCGCACACGUUUCUAUGGUGCAGAAAUUGUCUCUGCUUUGGACUAUCUACAUUCUGGAAAGAUUGUGUACCGAGAUCUCAAGUUGGAGAAUUUGAUGCUAGAUAAGGAUGGCCAUAUAAAAAUUACGGAUUUUGGACUUUGCAAAGAAGGGAUCACAGAUGCAGCUACCAUGAAGACAUUCUGUGGUACACCAGAGUAUCUGGCACCAGAGGUAUUAGAAGAUAAUGACUAUGGCCGAGCUGUGGACUGGUGGGGCCUAGGUGUUGUCAUGUAUGAAAUGAUGUGUGGGAGGUUGCCUUUCUACAACCAGGAUCAUGAGAAACUCUUUGAACUAAUACUAAUGGAAGACAUCAAAUUCCCCCGAACACUCUCUUCAGAUGCAAAGUCAUUGCUUUCAGGGCUCUUGAUAAAGGAUCCAAAUAAACGCCUUGGUGGAGGGCCAGAUGAUGCAAAAGAGAUUAUGAGGCACAGUUUCUUUUCUGGAGUAAACUGGCAGGACGUAUAUGACAAAAAGCUUGUACCUCCUUUUAAGCCUCAAGUAACAUCUGAGACAGACACCAGAUAUUUUGAUGAAGAAUUUACAGCUCAGACUAUUACAAUAACACCACCUGAAAAGUAUGACGACGACGGCAUGGACUGCAUGGAUAAUGAGCGGCGGCCACACUUCCCUCAGUUCUCCUACUCUGCAAGCGGACGGGAAUAAGUUCCUUUCAGUCUGUCUCUACACUGUCAUCUUAGAUUUUGCCACUGAGAAUGAUUCCUGGACAUCUCCACCAGUCCUCGCUCUUACAGUUAGCAGGGGCACCUUCUGACAUCCCUGACCAGCCAAGGGUCUUCACCCUCACCACCUCUCACCCACAUGAAACCAUAGACACAGACACUCCAGUUUUGUUUUUGCAUGAAAUUGUAUCUCAGUCUAAGGUCUCAUGCUGUUGCUGCUACUGUCUUACUAUUAUACAACUUUCAGAAGUAAUUUUACAACCUUUGGGAGUCAUGGGCCCAUUGUUCAUUUGUGCAUCAAGUGUCAUCUUCUUUUGGUUUUUGGUUUUCCCUAGCAGUGAAGGCUAUAUGAGAUACACUGAUUCUAGGUACAUUGUUAACUCUCUAGGAGAUAAAUCAAGAACUAAUUAGACUAAGAAGAUUUAGUUUCUAUUUCUGAACAAGCAGUUGUUAAAGGGUGGUGGUGUGUGUAUGUAACAGUUUAGCAGCGCAUGUCUGACCAGCACAUGAAGUGUGUAUCACUGACAUUUGGCUGGAAAUCCUUAGGAAACAUUGAGAGGACUGAAGGGCCGAUUUGAGAUACACAUAGCUUUUUAAUUCCUGCUGGAUAUUGUGGAGGAAGCCCAGUGCCACCCAUGGACACCCAGAUUUCAAGGGCAGACGGAGACCGUUCAACCAAGCACUGAAGGUGCAGAGUCGCCUAGAAAGGCUUAGGGUCUACUUUGUACCAGAGAGCAUUUCCCCUGGGCUUGGCAACCUUUUCCCUUUCUUGACAUUUAUCACCUCUGAUGGCUGAAGAAUGUAGACAGUACAGUGAUCCUGCUGUCACCAAAAUCCAUACACCAAGGUGGACGGGUGUUUGCCUUACCAGUUUUGAAGUUGUUACUUUCAGUUAUAGGUGAAUUAGCUUUUUCUCAGAUGUUAAAACUUUGAAUGUCCUUUAUGGUUUUGUUUCUAUUACGGUAGUAUUUAUUUUUUAGUGGUAAGAAUUGUGUUGUCAUGUUAGCAAGCGCAGCUCCAAUUCGCAGCUCCAAUUCACAGGUCAUUGCCUGCGGUUUCUUUCCACCCAUGUGCAAGGAAUGUACACACCCAUUAGAAUCAUGCACUUUUCUCCUAGGUAAGAAGAAAUGGUAAGGCUCUGGGAUUGUAUCUGUGGUUAGAAUCUGGUUAGAGUCUUUGGGAGAGGGGAUGCUGUAAUUUGACCCCUUGGAGCUGAAAUGAGAAAAUCCCAAUACCCAAUGCCAAGGGGUUGGUAGAGCAAGUGGAUGUGAGAGUAUAGCCUAGCAUAAAGUAAUGGAGAGAGCGGAGACCCAGUGACGAUGAGAAAUGCACUCUCCUCAGCAAAGUGAACACAUCACAACCAUUCACACAGUGGCAAGGAAAGGAUAAGAAGAAGGUGAUGUGUUUAUUCUUAUCAAGGUACAUUCAUUACUGAAUCAAGCCAUCAGGGAAAACAACAAAACAAAACACCUCUAGCUUUUAUUUUUCUGUACAUACUCAUGUCUCCCAACCCAAACAUUUCUCACUGAGAGGGGACAUGUAUGCAAACCUCAUCUUUCUCCUUCAUUAAUGAUGAUCUUCAGAUUAAACCCUUUGGUGCUAGGAGCUGACACUUUCCAAAGCAGACUAUGAAGUCCAAGGAUCAAAGCCUUUCUUGCAGCAAGCAAGAGGGCAACUGCUGCUCCAAGGAGUGAUUACGGAAAUGGAUUCCAGCUACUGACUGGCAGCUCCCAAAUGGAAGACGACAGUGUGACCUAGCAGUGUUACUGCAUUGUGGGUUUGCGUAGGAAGUCAUGCUCUCAUGCAGAUGUCUUGGCCUCUGGGCUCGGACUUAGGGAAGCAGAGCCGCUGCUGGCGGUGGCUGGCCGCUGGGACCGCUGGGACCGCUGGGGUGUAAAGGGCAUUUUACUAAGGCAGCUAAGACUGACUCAGACAUAGAUUUUGUCCUCAUUUUUCAUGUUUCUACCUGGGUGAGUUUACCCUUAGUGGGAAGUAGGAAGUUAGACAGGUAUACAGUCUUACAUCGGCAGUCUUUUUUCCUACAUAGAAGUAUGUUGAAUGUUUCACACUGACAAGAAAGUAGAUUAGAUGGUAUGUCCUUUAAGUUACCUUGCAUCCAUUCUGGAAGAAAGAAGUAGGAGAGGAAGAAAAGCAAGCCGGGCCCGGCUGAUGUUCAGAGCAUUAUCCUUCAGAAGGAGCAGACACUGUACACUAAGCACACGGCUGCUUCUGUCUCCUCCCAAGUCUUAAGGGAAUUUCAUGACCUUGGCCAAGGAUACUUGGUGAAGAUUAAUGAGGGGACAUUGACAAUGCCUCAGGCUGGCCACUCCUCACACCUGGCCCUUGGUCCCCAGCCUUUCAAGGGAUUGCUCAUCCCAUCCCUAACUCCCCGAGUGUCACAGCAGGUGCAUUCUUGGCUUUGGUUUCAAGAGUUCUCUCCUUGCACCUUCCACCAGAUGUCAGUUAAAGGGCAGGAGUAGAGCAGAGAGGUGGGGAGGAGGCUCUGAAAUCUUAAGUUGCCUAGGCCUACAGCUUAGGGUUCUGGCAGUUGAAAUGGCCUGAAACCAGGCAUCAUCAUGUCUGGAUGCGGCUCUGGCUUUGUGAUUCCAGCUCCUACCAGCUCCACCUUGACCUCUUGUCACCAUGCAGGGCUGUCUGGGAGGAAACUAGCCACUUGUGCUCAGACUGCUGCCAGCAUUCUCACAGCUUUGCUCUCCACAUUAAUGACAUAGAUUAUUCCAGUAUUGUUUCCAUUUCCCACCUGACCUCCAGCUUCUCAGAGCUGACUUCUUGCAGGGGCCACAUGCUUCUCUUUCCCUCACUAACUGCAGGGUCUCCAGCACACCUCAGUGUACACACUUUGCUGCUACCGUCUGUACUGUCUACAUCACAAUUCCCUGAGCUUGCUCCUGGUACUGCAUUACAGGCAAGCAUGAAGUGUAAAGUAUUUAUUUAAAUAAAAAGGAAACCUCUGGAUUGGUCACCGAGUCACCUCCCUGUAGAUUCGUAGUCUGUGGCAUAUUUUGACUUUCUAGUUCUUCUGCUAGAUCCAUACAAGAUCUGGUCAUCUGGUUAAGGGUUUGAAGCAGACACAGCUACGAACCCGGAUGCUGUCAUCACUGUCACGGCUGGCUACACUACAGAUGUUCGUGUCCUUACAUUUAUGACCACAGGGUGUGAAGUAACUACCAAGAACCUGAUUUUGUACACUGUACACCCUCGGUAUCUCACACUCUGACAGGGACACACAUGACUUCCUUCGUACAGACAGCUUAAAUAAAGCCCUGUGUCAAUCCGCUACUUCUCUGUUUGUUGUUGUUGGAUAUGGCUCUGUAACUUCAGAAAACUAAAUUUCGUUCUUUUCUGGAAAAAGGAUUAUAGCCCCAGCUGUUAUUAACCAGCCCUGUAUAAAGGUGUGACAGGAAAAGAGGUAAAUAGAUAAAACACAGACGGGGUGUUUUCCCUUGACCAAAAUGCCAAUAGCGUGCUUGUAGCAACUGAUGAAGGGCUAGGAGUGCAGUCCCUGGCCACCAGCAGCAGAUUUUAAGGCACAUCUACUAGGAUGCCAGAAAAAGAGUAGAUUGCAGACCCUAAAGGUCUUGAUAAGAAAUGGUGUGGGCCCCAAAUUCUCAAGGAAUGCAGCUUGUCACUAAUGUCUUCCUGAUAACACACAGCUCCAGACACUUCCUUGCAAGUGUAUCUUUAACCCUUCAUGUCAGUUUAUAACGUAGACAUGAGUAAUCGAUGGCCAGAAUGUCUGGAUUACAUUGUUUUGGAUGGGGUGUAUUUCUGAUUUUACCUCAUAAGCUACAACUGUAGAACUUGGCUUUGCUCUUGUGAAUUCAACAGGGAGAGGAGUGACUUUUGGGACCAGUUAGUCAGGCAUGCAUGUGUAUUUCUCACAGCCAAAUCUGGAGGCAUUCUUACAUGUGCUGUCCUCAAAAUCAACUGGGGUUGGCAGAUCCAUGAGGCUGAAAUAAAGUGACCUCUACAACUCUUUAAAGGUGCUAUUUUUAGAAUAUUGUAUAAUUUAUUCAUGGUAUAAAUACAUAAAACAGAAUUGAGGACAGUUAAAAUAUGUGACAGCUUUAUGGCUAGCACAUUUGAUGAACCAGAAACUUCUCAGAAUAGAAGUUCUGCUGUUCGAGGCUUGCACCUUUGACAUGCCCCAGAGAUGAGGAUGGCCCAUGCACCGUCCUGCUACCACCACCUCCAUGGCCUAAGCUGCAUGUUUGUGAAGGGCAGGCUGAGCAUGUGGACACCAGGCCUCAGCUGAGCGCCCUGGGCUGCUGGGCUGCUGGCAGGGAGAGGUGAGGUGUCCCAUGCAGCCUUGCCCCCAGUGUUUCAUCCCCCCCUCAAACACCGUGACCAUCUCAGCAUCCAGGCUCUAUUCCUGUCUGUCUGGUCGCUUUUGUUUUUUGUUUUUGUCUUCGUUUGUUUUGUGGAGCCGGGAGAGGACCCGGGGCCUCACAUGCUGGGCAAGUGCCCUGCCACCGAGCUACACCCCAGACCUUCCAGUGUCCAUUUGUGUUCCUUUAAAGCAUUUGAGGGCUUGACUGUAUAGUAGAAAUACUAUUUUAGACUAAGAAUAUGAUCUGUGUACAGAUAUUUGAUAUACUGUUAAGUAAAUUUUCUAAUUUCACAUACAUUUGUUUUUAGGCUCCUCUCAAGUACUGCUAUUGAAGACAAAAAUCUGACACCAUCGAGCCAAAGAUGCCUUUUUUGGGGGAGGGGGGAGGGGUUUGCUUUGUGUUGUUUAGAGAAUGGGAAAAUAAUGCAGAGUGCUUCCUGAGUGCACACAGUUCAGUGGGAAAUGCUGGAUGCUGGCUACUGGCAGACAUGGGGGGGGGGAUGGUGACCGGCAGGAGGAGAGGUGGUCUUCAGUACACUUUGGCUGACUUCAAACAUGUGCCUUUUGGUGUGUUUUGUCAUUGCUACAAAAUGAAAAGGAAACAGAACAACUCAAGUCUUUAGAAAGACUUUUUAUUAAUCCCUGUGCAUACUUUAGAGACAAGGGAAAUCAGUGACUUGAAGCUGUUCUGAGCACACACUCCCGACUAGCCCUAGCCAGUUGACGCUGAAGCACUCCCUGUCUGUAGCACAGGGACAGGCCAUGGCAUGAGGACCAGCCCCCCUGCAGUCCCUGGUGGUGUCUCCCUGGGGAGGUUUCGGUGCACUGUGCACAUUAAGUACAAAUCAGAUGAAUGUAAAUAUCUCUUUGUAAAUCAUUUAUUUCACUCUGUUUCAUCCAGGUCAGCAAUCAGAUUGUGGCAUGCUGGGUAACUGGAAAAAAAUGAUAAUAAAAAGUAAGUUUAAAUAGA
Messenger RNA from Rattus rattus (black rat), 7024 nucleotides. It is a transcript of the gene Akt3, whose product is annotated as AKT serine/threonine kinase 3. Gene Ontology annotation, biological process: protein phosphorylation. NCBI's taxonomy places the organism in Eukaryota, Metazoa, Chordata, Mammalia, Rodentia, Muridae. The transcript has 14 exons. The record is from RefSeq and is a predicted model, not a curated record. Gene Ontology annotation, molecular function: ATP binding; protein serine/threonine kinase activity. Bases 247 to 1686 code for a protein of 479 amino acids.